Molecule: messenger RNA, 6333 nt
Organism: Eimeria tenella
Lineage: Eukaryota; Apicomplexa; Conoidasida; Eucoccidiorida; Eimeriidae
Exons: 15
Coding region: 1-6333 (2110 amino acids)
Cellular component (GO): nucleus
Source: RefSeq, a predicted model, not a curated record
AUGGCCUUCACAGGGAAGGGCAGGGGCCUUGGCGGCCCCCCCGUGCUGGCUAGCAGCAGCAGCAGCAGCAGCCGCAGCAGCAGCAGCCGCAGCAGCAGCAGCCGCAACAGAAGCAAGUUGGCAGGCGGCGUGGGCGAAGCCUUGCUGCAGGGGAUUGUCUCUGAUGAUUUGUUUUUAAAUCUUCUUUCCUGUGGAGCUGCUGAGGAAGAAGAGGACUGCUCCCUGUCUCCAUCGCCCUCGCUGCACUCUUUCACGGGCGACGAGCUGGCGCUGCUGCAGCACGACCUCGACGUCCUCACUGCAGCGCAGCAGCAGCAGCAGCAACAGCAGCAGCAGCAGCAGCAGCAAGGCUUCCUCGGGCCUGCUGCAGCAGACUGCGAAGAGGCCCUCGACGUCAGCCGCGUGCGGCGACUGGUGGAGGACUACUGCGUGCGGUUCAGCUGUCUGUACACCCCAGGCCUGGCGCUGAUUGCUGCUGCAGUCAGCUGCCUUGCGGUGUUUAGAGGAGCAGCAGCAAAAAGGCGCUGCGAGCUGCUGCAUGCUGCUGCGCUGCAGUUGGCGUCUCCUGCGCCGCUGCUGCUGCUGCGGACCAAGACAGAAGACCUGCCGCACAGCAGCAGCAGCAGCAGCAGCAACGGCGUCGAAGUAGAUGCUGCUUCUGCCUUCGAGCAGCAGCAGCAGCAGCAGCAGCAGCAGCAGCAAGACCCGCUCGAAUACCCUCCGGUGUCUCGUGCUUUUGCUGCUGCGGUGUACAGGCAGCGCUUGCAGCAAGAACAGCAGCAACUGAAGGGACAGCAGCAGCAGCAGCAGGAGCAGCAGGAGCAGCAAGAGCAGCAGGACCAGCAUUUAGCAAAUGGGCAGCAAGCAGCAGCCCCCGGCGCAGCACCAGCAGCAGCCCCGGCAGCAGCACCAGCAGCAGCCCCGGGUGCGGCUCCAGCAGCAGCGGCAGCAACAUCAGCAGCAGCUGGGUCCUCCCGGCGUACUUCUUGCAGCAGCAAAAGCGACGAACUAGAAGACGUGCUGCUGGAUGAUGACCCUCUUCCAGCAGCAGCAGCAGCACCAGCAGCAGCAGCAGCACACCCCUUGGGCAGCAGCGGUGGCUCGUGCUUCUCGUCUAUUGUGGCUGCUUUGCGGUCAGAUGAGCAGCAGCUGCAGCAGCUAGAGCAGCAGCGGCAGCAGCAGCGGGCGGAGAUGGAGCUGCAGCUGUGGAGUUUGCUGCAGUACCAUUACCCGGCGUUGGCGGGGCAGCUGCAGCAGCAGCUGCAGCAGCAGCAGCAGCAACAGGGUCUCUCGCUGCUCUCGCUGGCAGCACACUGGCUGGGCACGGGCUUUGCUGCACGCUGCUUUUUCACGAAGGCCCCCACAGAGACAGCAGCAGCAGCAGCCGCUGCUGCUGCUGCUGCUGCUGAAGAAGAAACUCUGGAAGAGAAGCUGCAGUGUCUCGACACCUUAUGGCGCCACCUCGCCCUCAUCAAAGAGCCCCACGCGGGGCUCAUGCUGGCGGUGGCUCUCAUCAUUGCUAACGGACCUUCGCUGCGCUGCUGCUCUUCUGCUGCUGAGCUGCUGUCGUUUCUGCAUUUUGGCGCAAAGCUUCGCUUCCCUGCUGCUGCUGCUGCUGCUGCUGCUGAAAGUGCAGGUGCCACUGCCGCAGCAACAGCAGCACAGAGGCCUGUGGCCGCUGCAGCGGCUGCUGCUGACUUCGCUGCAGCCGAAAAGGCUGCUGCAGACGCAGCAGCAGCAGCAGCAAAGACACCCCAGCGGGGAGCAGCAGCAGCAAGAGCCUGGUGGCAGCAGGCGGCGCUUUUAGGUGUACGUACACCUGACUGCCUUCUCAACUUCAGCCUUCAGUCUUCUAGAGGCCCCAGAGAAAAAACAGAGUUUGUGCUGCUCGACUGCCGCACCUUCGAAGCUGUGCAUGCAGCACAAAGCCGCCGCAUCCGUGGGGCCAUGCCAGUGAGCGGGGACAUGCUGCUGUCCUACAGCAAGAAGCAGCAGCAGCAGCAGCAGCAGCGGCAGCAGCGGCAGCAGGACGAUAGAGAGGCGCAGGAGCUCGAAGGCCUUCUCCUUUGCUGCGAAAUCGUCAGGGGGAAGGCCAUCUGCCUGCUGGGCAGCGCAGCAGAACCCAGCAGCGGCUACAGCUCGCCAGCAGCAGCAGCAGCAGCAGCAGCAGAAGCAGCAGCAGAGUCAGAAGGUGACCCUGCUGCUGUGCUAUCUGGACUGCUGCUGCAGCAGUUUUUCCCGCGGGUCAGCGUUCUCAGCGAAGGCUGGGAAGGCCUUUGCAGGGCAAUGGAGGCGCAGCAGCUGUGUGAGCGCCUCCUCACAGAAGACAACGGCUUCUCGCAGGCAAAGGGCUCGGGCAGCUCAGCAGCAGCAGCAGCAGCAGCAGCGCUGCAGAACUGGAAAGACAGGGCCAGGGAGACAGCAGCAAAGCUUGUCGCCUCCUCGGCAGGCCACACGCAGCAGAUCGGCAGCACACUACACGCUGCCCUGCAGGCCACAAAGGGCGUGUCUAAAGAUUUUGGUAGCAGCCUCCGUGGGGUGCUGCACACUGCAGCAGGUGCAGCAGCAACAGCAGCAGCAGCUGCAGCAGGGUCGCCCUCUGGGAAAGUUCCGGAGCCCGCUUUAGGCCCUGACGGCCAGCCAACCGAGCAGCAGCAGCAGCAGGAUCCAAAGCAACUGCAGCAGGAGCAUGAGCAGGAGCAGCAGCAGCAAGACUUCAGGCGAGCCAGCUCUGUGGCCAGCACCAUGACUGCAGCAUCAAGUCUUCUUUCCUCUUUGCUUAGUCGAGGAUCUUCUGGAGGCCCUGACACUCUUAAAAUGCCAGUAGAAGCAGCAGCAGGUGCAGCAGAAGCAGCAGCAGCAGCAGCAGCAGCAGAUGCAGCGGCAGACGCAGCAGCAGGGUCAGCGGGGCUUUCUGGCGCGCAAGCGUUCAGGGCAGGGGAUAGUCCCAGCGCCAGCAGCAGCACAGACGCAGGGACUGACCAGUCCUCACCAGCAGCAGCAGCAGCAGCAGCUGCUGCUGCUGCUGCUGCUGAUGGAUCCUCCCCGGGGGUGUCGCGCGGCGAGGCGCUGCAGGCGCUGCUGUCCCAGAAGCUGCAGCAAGCCCGGCGGUCUUCUUCGCUGAAGUUGGCAUCAAUUAGUUGUUCUUUGAAGGGUCUUGCUUUGAAACAAAACCUGUCGAAGCAGCAGCAGCAGCAGCAGCAGGACGGCGGCGCGCUGGGGGCGCAGCAGCAAAGCGACACAGCACUCUCGUCGGACCAAGAAACUGCAGCAGCAGCAGCAGACACGCCAGCUGUGCAGCAGCAGCACCAAAACCACCACGUUGAGGCUUUUGAAGGUGCCAGAAGCGCUGUAGACGUUUGCGGAUUCCCUCACCGACAACAAGGAGGAGUAGCUUCCUCUGUUUUCGCGAUUGGCGACAGCGACCAAGAGGACUCACCACGAAGCUCGGAAGGCCUGGCGCUGCCCUUAGUAGAAAGAGUGGCCCCAGAUGCUGCAGGGGGAGAUAUGCUGAAGCUGCUGCAGCGGUAUCAGUCGUUUAUCGAGGAAGUGCAAAGCCUUGAAAAGGGCUCAGUGUGCGACUUGAUGGAAAUUCAGCGGAACAUAGGCGACGUGCAAGAAGAGCAGCAGCAGGAAGAGCAGCAACAGGAAGAGCAGCAACAGGAAGAGCAGCAGCAAGAGGAAGCGCGCGAGGAGGAGCAGCUGGGCGUCCCGAGCGACGCAGCAGACGAGAGCGAUAACGCAUCGGAGGCAGAAGACGCAGCAGCAGCAGCAGCAGAAGCAGCAGCAGCUGAGGAGGCGGAAGCAGACCUGCCUGCUGCUGCGGACAACAAAGAAGCUGUUCUCCGCUUCUCCUCUAUUGUUGCAGGCCGGCAAAUGGCCUGUGCUGCUGAGCGGCUGCUGCUGCGGCUGGGGCCCCCCUUCUGCAUGCAGCAGGAGCUGCUGGGGGGCCCCCAAGUUAGCUUUUCUGAACUUGCCAGAUUUCCUCUUGUUCGAAUCAAAUGGCCUGCCCUGAGGGGUCCCCACCCCUCGGGCGCGGAGAGUGACGCGGAGCUCGACAGCAGCAGCAGCAGCAGCAGCAGCGCAGCAGAAGCAGCAGCAAAACGCCACUGCGGGACAACGCCCGCCCGCAGCAACAGCCUUUGUCGGCUGCCUUUUACUGCUGUCGAGACUAGGCUCACAAACACCAUCAAACGCAGGAACUGGCGGUUCCCGUUCCUCCGCGGGCGGCCCACGGCGGAGACAGCAGCAUCACGUGCUGCUGCAGUUGUUCCAGCUGCUGCUGCUGCUGCUGUAGAGAUCCCGUGGCUGCAAGACGGCUACUGCUCGGAUUCAAUGGCGCCCAGCACAGUGAGGAGCUUCUCCUUCGAAGUUGCUGCAGCAGCGGCGGCAGACGCGGCCUGCGGCGACCACUACCACCAGCAGCACCGCAGCAGCAGCGGCAGCGAUCCACAGCAGCAGCAGCAGCAGCAGCAGCAGCAGCGCCGCGUGGUGCCUCUUAUCUCCUUCGGCGAAUGCGACCUCACCUUCAACCACGUGGGCCCCCUCCACAACUCGAGGCUCAUGAGGGCCUACAGUGUUGGCUGCGGCCCAGAGGUGCAACAGUUCUUGAGGCUGCUGAAGUACUGGGUGAAAAGGAGAGACGUGGGUGACGGGGCCAAGGGCUUCACUAACAGCUACUCCUGGCAGCUGGCAGGGGUCUAUUUCCUGCAGCGUUGUCUCUUUCAGCCCCAGCAGCAGCAGCUGGAGCUGCUGCCGGAGCAGAAGCAGCACCAGCUGAAUUGCUCUCCCGACCAGCAAGGGACUUGGCAGCAGCUGCUUGACAUUUACUGGGCCCUGGGGGACCCCACGUGGCUGCCUGUGCUUCCGAAUUUCCAGCUGCGACUGCCGCAGCACGAGCAGGAGGAGGAGCAGCAGCAGCAGCACGCGGGGGAGCAGGAGCAGCAGCAGCAGCAGCAGCAGAAACGCUGCGCCGCGUGCGGGGGCUUAAUCCCGUACCCUUUGAAUGCCCUGCCCGAGGACCCUGCGUCAGAUGUGUAUUUUAUUGACCCGGAGAGGGGACUCAACAAGCAUUUGUCUUCCAUUUACGUAUCUGUGGCUCGCAGCGACAGCAGCAGCAGCAGCAGUGACAGCAGCAGCAGCAGCAGCAGCAGCGACGGCAUCAACAGCGAGAUGUGCCGGUGUGGGCCUUGGAGCGGCUGCGGCGGGUGCAAGUGGCCCGAGGACCUGGAGGGUUUGUCGGCCGAGGCUUACAGCCGGCACUUGCUGAUGGCGAGCGCAGCAGCAGCAGCAGCAGCAGCAACUGCUGCAGCGUUUCGCAUGAGCGGCUACGGCCACGGCCUGGGGCAGCUGCCCUCAGCAGCAACAGCUGCACAGGCCCUCCAGAAGCUCAGGCAGGCCUCUAAGGCCAUUGUCUUUGCCCACCCGGAGCUUCCGGCCAGCCCCAACUCCCCAGAGCUGCGGAAGCAGCUUGCUGCUGUCUUGGGGGCUGUUGUGCUGCUGCAGGGCCCGCGGCCGCGGCUGCUGGAUCUGCUGCGGGCCUUUUUCAGGUUUUACACGGUGCAGUUCAACGGCGCGAGCUUCGCGCUGAACAUAAAGGACUUGUCGCUGUUUCCCACUGCGAAGGCGGAGCAGUUCAGCUCGCCGCCAUUUCCCAAGUCUUCGCUGCCGUGGCCGCAGACGGCCUGGCGCGACGCUGCGGCAGCGCCUGAGGGCUCUCCAGCAGAAGACGACAGCUUCGAGUCCUUGCUGGCCAACGGCAGGUCCGCCAGGUGGCUCAGCAGGCGCCUCUUCUUGACAAUCAUCGACCCCUUCGAGCCCCACAGAAUCCUCGGCUGCCAGGACCACACGGACUCCAUCACUGCCACAGAGCUGCUGCGCGCGCUCCUCAUCACGAGCAGCGGCAACUUGGAAGUGGAGGCAGCGGGACGGCGGGGGCUGCCGCUGGGGGCUCUUUUUGACAGUUACACGUGGGAGCAGCAGGGCCGCAGGGGCAAGGAGCAGCCGCAGCAGCAGCAGCAGCAGCAGCAGGCCACUCAGAAGCCGCAGCAUGCCAAGAAGAAGGAAGGAAACCGCCACAGAAUGUACUCCAGAGAGCUGCUGCAGAGGUCCCGCCAAAUCCUCACCUACAGCCAGGGACCCCGCCCUCGCAGCUGGUGUUGGCAGUCACCGCCCGGCGGCUGGCAGGGCACGCUGCAGAACAUCCACAUGCUGCUGCAGCAGCAGCAGCAGCAACAGCAGCAGUGCCUUUUGCUGCAGCAAAGAAGAAAGGCGCAAGAGGACAAACUCGCGCUUCUCAGGCAAAUGGCAAUACAGGAACGGGCACUCAGGUAG